Messenger RNA from Rotaria sordida, 3972 nucleotides. The record is from the annotation of a GenBank genome assembly. Lineage: Eukaryota; Metazoa; Rotifera; Eurotatoria; Philodinida; Philodinidae.
AGUACUACAGGAAUACCUGCUGUCUCUAGCGGUAGUCCUGGUACAACAGUUCUUGGAACGCGAACUGCUAGUAGUACUUCGAGCGCACCGGGCAGUGUUGGCACGACAUCGUUUUGGACUGGUGUGACUGGAAAAGGGGAAACGUCAACUGUUAGUGGCGCUGCGUCUACAUUUACAGGAACUACUGAGCGGAUUGUAACAACCAUCACUACUCCAUGUUAUUCAGAAGAUAUUAUGUAUCAUGAUGAUGUUGUUUUAUCAAUUAAACAAAUUGAAACAAAACUUACUAUGUCCAGACUUUCAUUACGUUCUGAUACAACUGGUGUUACAUUUCCAAAUACUCAACAACCAACACUUUCGGUUAAACUAAAUCAUACACUUGUUUCACAGAUUAUCUCGGUCGCAGUACCAAAUAAUCGUGGUGCAACAAACGUAAAUCAAAUUGAAUUAACAUUCUUUGGUACAGAUGGUCAGGUUCUUCGAAAUUCACUGGGUGCAAAAUGGGUUGUUGAAACAACUCCUGGUGUUACAAUAUUAGAACAACUCGUACCCAAAGUACCUGUUGGAGCAUUUGAGAUUAAAUUAAUCAAUACAACUGAUGGAAAUACACCUAGAAAUGUUACUCUGGAAGUUAUUGGAUGUGUUCAUGCAUAUUAUACUACAUCGAGUAUUCAAACGAGUAGUACUAGUUUGUUAACUACAAAAAGUACUGGUAUAAGUCGUACUACUUUAUCAACAUCAACUUCUACUCGAGCUGGUACUUGUGCGAAAGUUCAAACAAUGAAUCCUAAUAUAGGUGUUAUUGGUAACAUAUUUACUUAUCCAUCAUCAUUGAAUGCUAACGUAAACAAUCUUGCACCUGGUCGAAAUGGUCUUGAUUUUCCGAAAACAGAAUUGCGUCCAAAUAUAACUAUAUUAUUUAAUCGUGUUGGAAGUAUAUCUUUUGUUCAAAUUCCACCUGAAAGUCAAUCAAAUGUACAACAAAUAUUCGUGGAAUUUUUCAAUCCAUUAGGACGUCUAAUUACUUCAUAUACAUCAUCAGAUAAUAUACCGCGACUUGCUAAAGAUUUAGACGUUAAUGAUGUGUUAAAAGUUGUUGUCCAUCUUAUUGCAACAUCAGAUAGACAGAGUCCGAAAAAUGUUACUCUUGAUGUGGUUGGAUGUUUCUUUGAAGUUACUCCGUUAUCAACAACGACUAUAUCUACCUAUACAACAAGUGAAAAAUGUCUAAUAACAGAUGGUAUGACUGAUGUAAACAUACUUCCGAAUAAAAACAUUGUCAACAGCAAAGAUGUAUCAAUUGGUGAUCGAAUACGUUUAACCGAAACGAGUCCAGGUUACACACCAACAUUAACAGAUGAUAAAGUAACAAUAACACUAACAAAGGAUACAUCUCCAAUAGCUAUUGGUGAAAUAAUAAUAACAGCAAAAAAUUUUCUCUCAGCUACAUUAUCAAGAAAAACAAAAGAUGAAAACGUAUGGGAACCAUUUGCAACAUUAACAAGUAAUAGAACAACAUUUGAUAAUUUAUAUGCUACUGAAUUACAAUUUCAAUUUACACGUGAUACAAAAUCUAUUAAGUUAGGUAUUAUUGGAUGCUUUCCACCAUCAGUAACAACAAUUUCAACAUCAAUUACAACACCAUAUACAAAAGUUUCGUCGACUAGUACAACUUUACCUUGUAUUCUUAGUGAAUGGGGACCUUGGUCAAUAUGCUCACCUGAAUGUCAACCUAAUCGUUAUCAAUAUCGAUCACGUUCAGUCUUAAAUGGUACAACAUGUUCGAAGCCAUUGAAUGAAUCACGUUCAUGUGAUCAAACACCUUGUGAACAAUGUACAAUGACACGUGAAAAUUAUAUUAAACAAUUAGAACAUGCACCACCACGUGAUUAUUUUGUUGGAUAUUUAACUAAUUCAACAACAGCUGUUCAUACAAACUCAUCAGUUUAUAUUGGCGAUAUACUUGAUCGUAACACAUCUAUAUUUGUUGAUAAUUGUACACAACUUAUGUGUAAAUCAGAAGGAUUGACGAAACAAAAAAUUCCAUGUCAAGAUGAUUGUAAAUAUACUUCACAGUGUGAAUGGAGUAAAUGUGAUGCUUUAUGUGGUCAACCUGGUAAUCGAACACGUAAAAAAAGUUUAAUCAUAAAACCUUCAUCAACACCAAAUCCAUUAUGUGUAAGAGAAAUAAUUGAAACAUUACCAUGUGUGGGUGAUCCAUGUCCAUGUAAAAAAGGUAUCAAUUGUACAUGUGAUUUAACCGAAUGGAGUGAAUGGUCAACAUGUUCUUUACCAUGUGGCGGUGGUCAACGAGAACGUACACGUCAAUAUAAAACAAAUUCACCUGACAAAUGUCCACCAAAUAACUUACGUGAAAUACAACCAUGUAAUAUAGAAUGUUGUCCAGUUGAUGGAAAAUAUACACCUUGGUCUGAAUGGUCACCAUGUACAGUAGAAUGUGGUUCAGGCAUACGUAAACGAAGUCGAACAUGUACGGAUCCCUCACCAUCGUGUAAAGGUAAACUAUGUGAAGGACCUUCAAUAGAUACAGAAGUUUGCAAUACAAAACCAUGUAAUGAAACUUGUACGAAUGGUCAAAUACAUAGUGAUUGUGCUAAUGAAUGUGAUACAUCAUGUGAAUCAUUAACAUGUGAUAAUCAAUGUCGAAAACCAGAUAAAUGUGUACCAGGUUGUAUCUGUCCUGAAAAUAAAGUCAUUGGACCUGAUGGUCAAUGUAUUAAUCGUAAAGAUUGUCCAUGUCGAUUAUCAACUGAUAAUGCAACUUUAGUUAAUGGUGAAAGUAAUAUUCGAGAUCCUUGUAAAACAUAUACAUGUCAAGAUGGUUGUAUUAUAACCAAGGAUAAUAACUGUACAUUAUGUGAAUGGUCACCAUGGACAGCAUUUUCUGAUUGUUCGAAUACAUGUAAUGGUACACAAAGUCGAUUUCGUACAUAUGAUGGACCUAAUUGUCCAGAUAAACGUACGGAAGAAGAUAAACAACUAUGUUCUUCAAAUUGUACAAUUGUAUGUUAUGUAACAAAUUCAAAUGGUUCUAUUGUUACAUAUGAUGUUGGUGAUCUUAUUGAAGAAACACCUUGUAAUCGAACAGUUUGCCGUGAAACAGGUUCAGUUGAAACUCAACCAAUUGAUGGAACAGAUAUUGAUGGUCAAUGGAAUUUAUGGGCACCAUGGAGUGAAUGUAGUCAAACAUGUAAUGGAACUCGUACACGUUAUCGAUUAUGUACAUCACCAGCACCACAAUGUAAUGGAGAGAUUUGUAAGAAAUUACCUAAUACACAAAUCAAUACUGUUAAAGUUGGCAAUAAUUCAGCAGUUAUUGAAGAAGUUGAACAUGAAAAAUGUAAUCAACUUUGCUUUAGUACUACAACACCUGUUUCUACAACUAUUACAACUCCUCAUGAAGAAUGUCUUAUGUCUAAUGGAACAAAUAUUAUUACUUUACCCCCACAACAAAUUAUUUCUAAUCCAACAAAUUCAUGUGAAAUAUGUGCAUGUAAACAUGGUGUAGUAUCAUGUUCAACAAUUUGUUCUGAAAAUAAACAAACAUGUUUAUCUAAACAAUCUCAAGAUAAAGAUAAUAUUUAUACAUGGAUACCACCUCAAUCUGGAGAAUGUUGUGGUACAUGUAACAAGACAAAAGUUGAAAGUAAAUGUCGUGUUGAAAUAUUAAAAGAUGAAUAUAUUCAUGCUGGUACAUGCAUAUCAAUGAUACCUGUUGGUCGUGAACAAUGUACUGGUGGUUGUGAUUCUCAAGCAAGUAAUGAGUUAACAAUAGAAAAGACGUCUUAUCAAUUGGGUAAUUCAACAUGUCGAUGUUGUGCACCAAAAGAAACUUAUACGCAAACAAUUUCAAUGGAUUGUCAAGCAGUAGGUAAGCAACGAUACGUUGUGUCAGCUACAUAUACACGUAUUCGAUCAUGCGAAUGUCACGCUUGUGUUGGUAAACGUUAA